Fopius arisanus is the source of this 583-nucleotide messenger RNA. RefSeq lists its product as uncharacterized. Bases 11 to 460 code for a protein of 149 amino acids. The transcript is spliced from 2 exons. NCBI's taxonomy places the organism in Eukaryota, Metazoa, Arthropoda, Insecta, Hymenoptera, Braconidae. The record is from RefSeq and is a predicted model, not a curated record.
UCCCUUCAAGAUGGAGUCAGAUCUUCCCCUGGAGAUUCAGCCUCUGGAGGUGGAAGUCGAGACGGAAAAGGUCAAGUACAAUUUUUCGAAUUCCCUCAAGUACCGGUGGAAGGGAAAAGUCGUCAGCGAGAAAUUCUAUAACAGGAAGAUGAAGCAAGCAGCUGCGAGGAUCACCAGGAGAGCUGCCAAGGAGGCAGAGGCAUCCUCAGACAACUCCAACGAGCAGCAUGAGCCUGACAAUGUCCAGGAGGUGGAGUUCCCUGUGAAAGGAGAUAGAAUCGUUGACCUGGAGUUCAUGGCCAAGAGGAUGAUCUGUAUAGAGUGCCAGGGGCAUCUCCUCCUGGACAACAUCCGAAAGGAAAUCAAGAGGCGGUGCAGGUCGAUCCUUCAUAUCGAAUGCGAGGAGUGCAAAAUUAUCAACAAAGUUCCAACGAAGGGAAAUUGUAAUGUCAAUAUUUGAGAGUAAAAACCUUGGAGAUGGAAAACUGUAAAUAUUACAUUUAAAAAAUUCCACUUCACUCCAGACGAACUCGACAUCACGAUAAAUUUUAUAGGAUAAGAAAUAAUUAUCAUCGAAUCGAGA